AUGAAUGAUGAACAUACUAUCAUUCAGCUGUAUGUAAAUGAGCUAAUGAACAACGCACGUAUCAUUGCUUAUUCUUUGUUUAGUCUUCUUAUCUCAUUAAAUAGCUUUCCUGAUGAGAUCAAUGAAGUAGAGCAGAACAAACAACUUGCUAGGGCUGCUCCAGCUUUGCUGAAGGGCAAAGGGUUGCAAUACAGCCUUGAUAUUGCUGAUAGACUGGGUGAUGAACAUGUUCUGAUUGGUCUAUAUAUCAACCUCCUCCUGAAUAAUUCCUCACGUGUCCUUGAUAGUCCAAGCCGUCUAGAUGAAGAGCAUCGAUUGAUAGCUCGGUACGCAGCACGACUGGCUGCUGAGGCAGCAUCUUCACACAGGCAGCGAAAAGACGAGUUAGAACAAAGGAUGUCAUCAUUGCAGGAAAACCGCCGAGAAUUAAUGGUUCAACUAGAAGGCCUGAUGAAAUUACUGAAAACUCAGGGGGCAGGAUCCCCUCGCUCUUCACCAAGUCACACAAUUAGCCGGUCUGUUCCUAUACCAAUGCCUAUCAGAUCAACCUCUGCCUGUUCAACUCCAACCCAUACACCUCAGGAUUCACUGACAGGGGUUGGAGGAGAUGUACAGGAAGCAUUUGCACAAAGCUCCAGAAGAAAUUUGAGAAAUGACCUGCUGGUGGCAGCAGAUUCCAUUACAAACACGAUGUCAUCUUUGGUAAAAGAGUUGAAUUCAGAGGCUGGGAGUGAGACAGAAAGCAAUGUGGAUUCUGAUUUUGGUCGUGCUCAUUUAGAUGACAUUGUGCUUUCGCCAACUUCUGAAAAGGCCUUUCUAGCUCAGAUUAAUGCAAGAAACCCCAGCUAUGAGCACAGUGCUGCUGCAACAGGAACUAUUCAAAGUGACAUUGUUGCAGAAGAUGGUGAAUCAUACAUUAGAACCGAUGAUGAAAGUUACGAAAAUGAAUCUGUCCAUCAACUUGAACGGGAGUUGAAGCUCGAGGAAUAUCUGAAGCAGAAAUUGCAAGAUGAGAGCUAUCAGGCUCAUUACAGUCAAACUGAUGAUGAGAGUUAUGUGAGAACUGAUGAUGAUGAAAGCUGCAUACGGACAGAUGACGAAGAUGGUCUAACUUCUGGCUUCACUGAAGAAUGGAAUGAACAUAUGAAGCGUCUGAUGACAAAAAAUAUAAUUUUAUAAGUAGUGUGAGGACUCUAGCACAAUUAUUUUAAAAGUUUCUAGUUCAAUGUGUUGACAGACAUUUCUUUUACUUAAAGCUGGGUUUAUCAGCAUCUUCUUUAUAUGCCUCAAAACAGAAUUCAGGAGAACGCAACAGCAGUUGUCACCAAACUGAAUAGGUUUGAUGUUAUUUAAAAUAUGGCAGUAUUACUAUCAAAAAUAAUUCUUCACACAUAAUAUUUUCUGUAUAUGCUCCUAAAAUUGAUACACAUCAUGUUUGGUUUCUAGAUGAACUGUGCAGUCCUUUGGCAAAAAUUACAUAUUUUUCAACUGUGAUGAACCUAUUUUGGUGAAAUGCACUUAAAAAUCAUAUAAUAUGGCACAAUAAAUGAAUAUUUAUUCAAAACUAUAACAAUCCAUAAACUAGUAAUUUUCAGCAUUUUUUAAAUGCACAGAUCUGUAAAAUAAAAGAACUGUGAACUGUGUCAAGGACGCUCAUAGCUAAUUCUGUUCUUGUACUUUGAACCAUAGGUGCCAAAAACAAAGACAGUUUGAAAAAAGGAACUUGAUUUAUUUAAUUCCUUUUGUGUGAGUAAUACAAUGGGUUAAGCAAUAUUUUAAACAUGCAUGAACUUGCUAACUUUGAAAAAGUAAACUUUUUUUCUGGGUUUUAUUUGCUUACUUGGGCAUACUUAUAAAUAUAUAUAUAUACACAUUACUUGAUGUGCAUUGGUCAUUUUAUGUUUCAAAUGUGUAUUACCUUAGUUGCCUGUGUAGUGUGUACAUUGUGAGGAAAGAAUAUUUUAUCAAAUAAUCUAUGGAAGAGAAUUGCAUAUGUUGUAAAGACAGCAACAGGUGAGAAUUCAAGGUUUAGGAGGUUUUGUGGCAUCUACCUGAUUAAUUCACAAGCAAAUCAUGCAGAUGGUUGAAGAUACUAUUCUCCAAGUAUGUCUUAAAGUGUUCAUGAUCAGUACAAAACAACUGAUUCAACUCCGAGUGAGUUCUCACAGAAACUAUUCUACAUAAAGCUGGAUUCAUUUUUUCUGUAGUAAUUACUCCGGAAUUUACAAAUAAUUCUUUCAUAUACAUUUUCUAUAAAUGAUGUCAUAUGUAAGUCAAUAAUAACUUUUUAUUUGCAGCAUUGUUAAACAAAAGUUAAUAAUGACAUAACAGAAACACGCUGAAUAAUAUGUAAACUUACACAACAAAUGUAUUAUUAAUAACUGAAGAAUUGCAAAAAAAACCUACAACUCAUGUGGUAAGCACCCUGAAAGAAUGUAGAUGUCUUGACAGUAAAAAAAACAUGAGGAGAAGUGGUGUGAUUUAAUUGAUGUUAUCAGAUUAAAAAGCAGAAGGAAAUAUGUUAAUUACUGAUUGACAUCUACUUAAAGGGAAUGGAUGUUCGAUAGAGAUAGAGAUAAAAGAGAGAUGUGAAUUCUGGAAGAUUCUGGAUAUAGUUAAGAGUUGAGAGAGGCUUGGCAUGUUUCAGAGUUAACCUGCACAGACUGUGGCCUUCACUGUGAAACAAUCUGUACUCUGUUAGUGCAUGAAGUGAUAAAUUGUCUAGUUUUGUUUCCCAGUUCUAUACCUUUUAUUUAUUUUGACUGACUUUUCCCAGCUGCAUAUGUUGAUUAAUGUAGACACAUACUGUAUAUAAAGUCUUUGUGCUGAAUUUAGAAUGGAUAAAUUCAGCAAAAUAGCCGUGAAUUACCAUCAUUUUCUUACUCUGUCCAAAACAAUGGACAUUUAAUUUUCACCAAAAAUGUAUGACUACAUCAUGUAUAAAUUAACUACAACUAAUAUAUUUAAUGUCUCCAAAACUCCAAAAGAAGGACAGCAACUUUGGAAGCACUAAAGGUUCAAUGUAAUACACUGUUGAUGUAAUAAAACUACUGAUCUAUGUUUUGUAUUGUUAAGUAUUGUAUACAUAUGUACAAUGUGUUGGAACAAGCUGGGGACUUGCCAUGUUCUAAGAUUGUUCAGGUAUUUAACUGUGUGUCUGUAUUUUGGAAUGGAAUAUUUCUUCAUUAAAAAGAGAAUUUUUUAAAAGG
Rhincodon typus (whale shark) is the source of this 3209-nucleotide messenger RNA. RefSeq names its product dystrobrevin alpha-like. Gene Ontology annotation, biological process: synaptic signaling. The transcript is spliced from 10 exons. NCBI's taxonomy places the organism in Eukaryota, Metazoa, Chordata, Chondrichthyes, Orectolobiformes, Rhincodontidae. The coding region runs from base 1 to 1179 and encodes 392 amino acids. The record is from RefSeq and is a predicted model, not a curated record. Gene Ontology annotation, cellular component: plasma membrane; synapse.